This is a messenger RNA of Amphibalanus amphitrite, 933 nucleotides long. Its product is annotated as protein phosphatase PP2A 55 kDa regulatory subunit-like. Gene Ontology annotation, biological process: peptidyl-serine dephosphorylation. Gene Ontology annotation, cellular component: protein phosphatase type 2A complex; cytosol. Gene Ontology annotation, molecular function: protein phosphatase regulator activity; protein binding. NCBI's taxonomy places the organism in Eukaryota, Metazoa, Arthropoda, Thecostraca, Balanomorpha, Balanidae. The record is from RefSeq and is a predicted model, not a curated record. The annotation marks the transcript as partial. The transcript has 3 exons.
GUGCACGACUAUCUCCGCACGAACCUGUGCUCGCUCUACGAGAACGACUUCAUCUUCGACAAGUUCGAGUGCUGCUGGAACGGCAACGACACCCACAUCAUGACCGGAUCCUACAACAACUUCUUCCGGGUGUUCGACCGCGAGAGCAAAAAGGACGUGACACUCGAGGCGUCGCCUGACAUCGCCAAGCCCAAGACAAUACUCAAGCCUCGCAAGGUGAGCCCUCAGACGCGCCGGAAAAAGGAUGAGAUCGCUGUGGACUGCUUGGACUACAACAAGAAGAUCCUGCACACUGCCUGGCACCCGCACGAGAACACGAUCGCCGUGGCGGCCACCAACCAGCUCUACAUCUUCCACGAGAAGGACUUCUAGCCGGCGGCGACCAGGACUCGGGGAUCUGACUCUCCGCGCCGCUAGCCGAUGAAUCAAAUGAGCCGCCGGCGGUGGGCAGAACUCUGAGCUCUGCGCCCGACCGAGCGGCCGGCAGCGGCCGACCUGUGGCCCCCGCCACCGCCGGCCACCGCCACCGGUCCGGUCCAUCCCGGUGACCCGGCGGGCCGGCAGCGCACGCCGACACUACCAGCGGCCCGCGGCCGGCCAGUGCCGGCCCAGCGCGACCGGCGGCGCUUUUAUUUGUGAACUGUUUACCCGCAACUGUGCUGAGGCGAGACGAUGAAUAGUGCUGCCGUGUUUUUGAUUGGAGCGAGCGGGCCGGCGGGCCCGGCGGCCGGCGCCGCGGCUGACGAACAUUCCGCGGCACGCGACCCUGGCCGGUCGGCCGACGGCCGGACACUGAGAAGCGAGUGGCGCGGGCCGGCGUGCCCACCCACAGACGGAGCGGGCAGGGCGGCGGACGCUCGCCGCCGCCCCCAGAGCGAGCGAGACCGCUGCGAACAGCACGGGCCGUGAGUAAAAUAAACAUGUCCAUUGCGA